Messenger RNA from Exophiala aquamarina CBS 119918, 1878 nucleotides. RefSeq names its product CAMK protein kinase. Gene Ontology annotation, cellular component: nucleus. Gene Ontology annotation, molecular function: ATP binding; protein serine/threonine kinase activity. Bases 1 to 1878 code for a protein of 625 amino acids. NCBI's taxonomy places the organism in Eukaryota, Fungi, Ascomycota, Eurotiomycetes, Chaetothyriales, Herpotrichiellaceae. Gene Ontology annotation, biological process: protein phosphorylation; mitotic DNA damage checkpoint signaling. The transcript has a single exon. The record is from RefSeq and is a predicted model, not a curated record.
AUGGAUCUCGCUGCACGAGCUCCUCCAGCACGGCCACGACUGAGCUUCGAAAGCUCAGCUGUCAGUCAGGAGACCAUUUGUCCUACUGCCACCCCUCCAAUCUCUAUCCCGGUCCCCAUCGAGAACUCCACCAUCACCGAGUCAGACGAGACUACUUCGACCGCGAUAGAUAGAUACAUGCGAAAUCGCGAGACCUCCAUAAGCUUUGAUGAUGAAAUCAAGCUGGAUUCAGGACUACGCCAGAGUAUCCAAGAACCCCUCCAGAAAACGCCAUCGAGGGAAGAUCGACGAGGAAGACCUUUCUUGAUCCCAACCGAAUCAAAGGCCAAUCGAGCCCACAGCGAGUCUGAACGAUCCCAUUAUGAUCAAAUUACGGGUCGCCAUUUGCCCAAGUAUUCGACCAGUCCACCAAGAGAGCAUCCCCGUAUUGGUGAAGCUCGCUUUCCGUUGCUACAGAGGACAGUUGAUGAGAUGGCUCGCGAGUCUACCACCGACCUCGGCCAGUCACCUAACAUUCCUCCCCCAGAAGAAGUUGUGACUCCUCGUUAUGACGAUGAUUAUGCGCUCUCACCUACCAUUGCGUCGCCUAGUGAAGGGCAAGCGUUCUCCUACGAUGAAUCUAGGCCCUUUCGUCGCACUGCCUCACAACGAUGGAGGGAUGGUGAGUUCUCAGCGUCGCCCCAAGAUUUCUUCUCCCGAGCAGGAAGCUUGCGAAAGAGUAUGCACGAUAUCGCAAGUCGAGCCUCACGUCAGAACACUUCAGGUUCCACAAGAUCACCUAGAUCGGCAGCAUCGUCAUAUCUCCGAGCUUUCUCCGUCAGCAGUGGUACCAAUGGUGAUGGUCUUGAUUCGAUCUCAGCAUCUGUGGACGGAGAGGGGCAAACCAUUGGUGACGACUAUGUUCUAGGCAAGCGAAUAGGUUUUGGUGGUUUCAGCACAAUCAAAGAGGUGACUCAACUUCAGGAUGGUAAGCAUCGGAAACUUGCUGUCAAGAUCGUCCGUAGACGGCUGGAGGGUAAGAGCGAGGUUGAGAAUGAGCAAGCACAGGCUGAGUUCGAGCACGAAGUAGAGCUUUGGCGCUUUCUCAACCAUCCUAAUAUUCUACCGCUUGAAGCUGUCUACAAGCUCGACGAAGCUACGUUCUGCUUUAUCCCUCUCAAUGGAGGCGGGACUUUGUUUGAUCUGGUCAGAAGCAAUCGUAAGGGUGUUCCUCUCGAAAUCGCCAAGUCCUACUCCUAUCAGCUCGCCAUGGGCUUGCGCUAUCUUCAUCUCGACGCAAGAGUAGUGCAUCGAGACAUCAAGCUUGAGAACGUUCUAAUUGAGCCUUCUCAGGAUGGACAGCCAGGUUUACUCCGCAUUUGCGACUUUGGCAUGGCCGAAUGGAUUUCCAGCGACAAUAGCUCAGGGCCACCAAGCCCUUCAGUUCACGACUCGGACCGGCCGCCUCAGAAACAUAUUGGACCAGCAGAUACAUCGACAUCUGCCUUUACCGGUGGUAGCCUUGAAUACGCCGCCCCGGAAAUCCUACGCAUUGCGGAAUGCCUGGAUUCAUGUGAACCUGCCGAACGCGCGAUAGUUUCACCUGCAGUCGAUAUUUGGGCAUACGGGGUAUGUGUGUAUAGCAUGGUGGUUGGAUCUCGGCCAUUUAACGAUGCUUUCCAGCCUCGUGUAACAAUGAAAAUCCUGGCUGGUGAAUGGGAUCGACAGAAGCUAGCUGACAAAGGCGGGGAUGAUGUUCUCGAACUAGUCAGUAACUGUCUGGCAAUGGAGGACUCCUCUCGCUGGGAUAUCAGUCGUGUGUUGGAUUCAAGGUGGCUGGAAGACCUUGCCGUGAAGGAAGAAUCGCCUCAGCCUAAUACAACGGUGUGGCGACUGUGA